Messenger RNA from Parus major (Great Tit), 2592 nucleotides. RefSeq names its product keratin, type I cytoskeletal 14. The coding region runs from base 66 to 1460 and encodes 464 amino acids. Lineage: Eukaryota; Metazoa; Chordata; Aves; Passeriformes; Paridae. The record is from RefSeq and is a predicted model, not a curated record. The transcript is spliced from 8 exons. Gene Ontology annotation, cellular component: keratin filament. Gene Ontology annotation, molecular function: structural molecule activity.
AGCACUCACUGCUGCUGCUGCUGCUGCUGCUCUGCCGAGCCGCCUCUCUCCAUUGCAGCUCCAGCAUGAGCACCACUGUCAGGCAAUUCUCCUCCUCCACCUCCCUCAAGGGCUUCGGCGGCCUGGGGGGGGGCUCCAGCAGGCUCUCCUCCGUGCGUGUUGGGGGAGGAGGCUACAGGGCCCCCAGCGUGCACGGGGGCUCUGGCAGCUACUCCGUCUCCUCCCGCAUGGUCUCGGGCUUCGGCAGCGGCUUUGGGGGCAGCUACUGCAGCAGCGCAGGAGGGACCCUCGGCGGGGGCUUUGGGGGCAGCUAUGGGGCCGGCUUUGGGGCCGGCUUUGGAGGAGGCUUUGGAGGAGGCUUUGGAGGCGGUGAUGGCAUCCUGCCGGCCGGGGAGAAGGAGACCAUGCAGAACCUCAAUGACCGCCUGGCCACCUACCUGGACAAGGUGCGAGCCCUGGAGGAGGCCAACACCGAGCUGGAGGUGAAGAUCAGGGAGUGGUACAAGAAGCAGGGACCUGGUCCUGACCGUGACUACAGCCCCUACUACAGGACUAUCGAGGAGCUCAGGAACAAGGUGUUGGUGGCCACAGUUGAGAAUUCCAACCUCCUGCUGCAGAUUGACAAUGCCAGGCUGACAGCAGAUGACUUCAGGACCAAGUUUGAGUCGGAGCAGGCUCUGCGCAUGAGCGUGGAGUCCGACAUCAACGGCCUGCGCCGGGUCCUGGAUGAGCUGACCCUGUCCAGAGCCGACCUGGAGAUGCAGAUUGAGAACCUGAAGGAGGAGCUGGCUUAUCUGAAGAAGAACCAUGAGGAGGAAAUGACUGCCCUGCGCGGGCAGGUGGGUGGGGAGAUCAGCGUGGAGAUGGACGCUGCUCCUGGCAUCGACCUCACCAAGAUCCUGGCGGAGAUGCGGGAGCAGUACGAGAGCCUGGCGGAGAAGAACCGCAGGGACGCCGAGCAGUGGUUCUUCAGCAAGACGGAAGAGCUGAACCGGGAGGUGGCCAUCAACACGGAGCAGCUGCAGAGCGGCAAGACGGAGAUCACGGAGCUGCGGCGCACGAUCCAGAGCCUGGAGAUCGACCUGCAGUCGCAGCUCAGCACGAAAGCGGCUCUGGAGGGCACCCUGGCCGACACCGAGGCGCGCUACGGCACCCAGCUGGCCCAGCUGCAGAUGCUGAUCACCGGCGUGGAGGAGCAGCUGGCCGAGCUGCGCUGUGACAUGGAGCGCCAGAACCACGAGUACAGGGUCCUGCUGGACGUCAAGUGCCGCCUGGAGCAGGAGAUCGCCACGUACCGCCGGCUCCUGGAGGGCGAGGAUGCCCACAUGUCUUCCCACUACGUCUCACAGCCCGUGAAAGAAGGACCAGUAACCACCCGCCAGAUCCGCACCAUCUUCGAGGAAGUCCAGGAUGGGAAGGUGAUCUCCUCCCGGGAGCAGAUCACCCAGGCUGCCCACUGAGGCACUGCCUGUUCUGCUGCAAGCCUCGCCCAGCACAGCAAAGCAGAUCCCAGCUGAUGUGUUCUUGCCAUAUGGAUCAUCAAAAGCACCUUCUCCCACUAUCACCCCCUUCCUUCCCCUCUCUCACCCUUCCCUCAGCUCCGUGCUACACACAGAGAUCAAAUAAAGCUUCUCUUUGCAGUCCUGCAAACCAAGGUCUGGUCUCGAUGUUCUUGGGCUGUCCCAUCCCUGUGGGACAAAGCUCCUCCCUGCAAGGAAAACAUUCUCCAUCCUUGGUACCCUGAUGGUGGGGCCUGCACACCCACACCUCUGUAACUCCUGAGACCUGGUGGCUCCAGGGGAGAGGGUGUGGGGGGCAGUCUAGAAAGGAACUGAUCCCACAGGUGGUGGGAGGUGAAGCCUGUGAGAAUCCCCAAGUUUCACAGGUUGGACAAAGUGCUGCUCCCCCGCUGCAACACCCAGCAACAGCAGCACUGAGACUUUAACCCAGUGAGCCCAAGCAAGUGACAAAGCCCAAGUGAUGCAGACAGGACCCUGCAAACACCACACCCCAGCUCUGCCCCAGCAGCUGCUCCCCAUUCUGGAUCCCAAGAUUUGGGGUGAAACUGUCUGUAAAGCUGCAGGCAGGACAGGGAUCCACCGGCUGCUGUCCCUCCAGACAGGCAAACUCAGCUCAGUUCUGUUCCUGCUUCCAGAGGCGCCACUGAAGGGUGAGGAUAACAGUGAUGGGAAGAGGAGGGUAUGGUCUGUGCAAGCAAAAGGAUUAAAAUUCUUCUGGGAGUUCUUGUAGCACUCCCCGGUGCCGGUGGCUGCUCCUGACACAGUAGUUCCCACUGCCGUCAGCUGGCCCAGCGUUCCUGGAAAGCCAGUUCAGACACAUUCUUGGCUGCAUUCUGACACAUUUAUUACUUCAUAAAUCCAACUUCUAACUCAAUGAAAUGAAUCAGAGCAAUGCAACUAAGCGAGAGUGAAAGCAGAGCUGGCCACACAGCUUUAUGACCCAUCUCCAGAAAUCUGUGGAAUUUAAGAGGAGAUAAGAGAGAAUUCUUUGUUUUUCACCAAACACUGGAAUGAUGCCUGCAGUUCAUCAUCUGCCCUGCAGCCAGGUUGGAAGGGCUCCAUGGUUUUGAGG